Molecule: messenger RNA, 2775 nt
Organism: Malaclemys terrapin pileata
Lineage: Eukaryota; Metazoa; Chordata; Testudines; Emydidae
Gene: CFAP96
Product: chromosome 5 C4orf47 homolog
Exons: 8
Coding region: 221-1153 (310 amino acids)
Cellular component (GO): centrosome
Source: RefSeq, a predicted model, not a curated record
GCUGUUCAUGUGUUGUUGGACUUUCCGGAAUCCAGAGCAACUGCAUCAACAAAGAGUCCCGUACCUCUCAGAAGCUGCUGCCGCCGUCUGGGGAUGCAGAGAGGAGGGGGCUGCUACUGACCCUCUGCAACAUACCUGCCAGGGUUGGUGUGAGUAAAAGAAGUGAGCAUAAGAAACAUCUACAUUUUCUACUGUAGUGAACUGUCACACACAACCAACCAUGCCUGGAGAAGGAAAAACUGACAUGGAGAGGAUUGGCCUCUUCAGUGAAAUGGAGUAUGUUACCAUUGGAGAUAAAUAUGUCUCACACUAUAUGCGCCCUUUCAAUGAAGCUGCAAGCAAGAACAAACAAAUGUUACCUGGGGGUACCAAAAUGCUGUCAGCUCUUCAGGCAGGUUACUUUGAGCCUCAGUUUGUGAGGGUUUUCGAAGGUGAAGCCUACUCAAACCCUGUGCAACUAAGGAGGCGAUAUAGAUUGGCAGAGUCAAAGAAAAAUAUGGGCAAAGCUUUCCUUCCAAGCAAUGGAGUCAAACUGCCAUGCGGAAUGGGUACUUAUUAUGGAACUAUAGGUGGUCCAUAUCCAUUCUUCAGUGCACAACUAAGAGGGAAAACAGCAUAUGCUCCUCCUGGAAAGAACCUUUACACAAAUCCUGGAAAGAAAGGAACUGGAUAUGGAUAUCCAAAUCUUACCAUAGGUAAACAGUAUCCACACUCAAGUGAUGUGUAUGAAAUCGGAAAAAUGAAUGCAAAGAAGGUGCAUGAAGACCAUCUGCGUUUGGUUAAAGGAGGGCCUUUCAAGUUAAAUCUCUAUCCUCGGGAGUAUUUUGACAUAAAUCCAUAUUAUGAUGAUAAACCUUUGGCACCAGCUAAGAAACCAACCCCAGAAAAGCCAGUUGCACACCCCUUUAAACCAAGUUCUCCUGCUAAAAAGUCAGGGGGCAUGAAAGCAGGAACAUUUGAUCCUUAUCCUUCCCAUUCUGCUGAGCCCUAUGUGGUUAAAUAUUCUAAGCCCAUCACAACUAAUAAAGAAGGACGGAUUUUUCAUCCUCCUACUGGAUCAAAAAGCAGGCCCUCUACAAGUAUAAUGGCUUUAAAUGUUACAAGAUCACUAAAUGUAAUGAACUACAAGACUACACACUUGAUAUCAUAUUAGCUUUGAACAGUGGGAUAAAGAAUACACUUCUUGGAUUUUGUAAACUGUAACAAUUCAAUGAUUAAAGGACAUUUGAAGUAAAUAAAAGUUUUGUGGAAGAUAGAAUUCAGUCAAAUAAGGCAAACCCAGAUUUUAAUUGUAUCCUAUUUGAGACUAUAUUUUAUAAAUAUGUAAACAAAAUAAAUACAUAAAUUAUGUACAAAUAAUAUAUGUUUAAAGUGUGAAAUUAAACUAUAUUAAUACAAAUGUUAUAGUUUACUCGUAUUGUUGGAGAGGUUUAUACAUCAAAUAUACACACCAAAAAGUAUUUUAGAUUUUAAGUUUUUAUAUAAAUGUUAUGAUGGUGGCAUCAAUAAGCAGCAAUUACCUCUUCUGAGAACAUCAAUAUUUAUUAAUCAGAGAUAAAAUAUUGUCUAAAGUAAAUGUAUGGUUUCCCUUUAGAAACAAUAAAGAUUGAUGUUCAUCUUAACCAAGCCAAAACGCAUUACUGUAUUUGGAUUGUCUUCUUCAAAAGAAUACGCCUUCUGUUAAGAUGGCCUUCUCAAAAUAGACACCAUCUCCCAUUGUUUACAAAAGGGACGGAGACCACAACCUUUCAUAGCAAACAUGGUCACCAUCUCCAUUCAUCUGCACUUCACAGUGCUCCUCUCUCUGCCUCUUGACAGCAUAAGGUGCUGUCAUCUUUCUUAAGAGCAGUUUGGCUUCACUUCCAUUAAGGGGGAAAAAAUGAAAAAAAUCUAUUGUGUCCUAAAAAAUCAGUUUCUUAUAACCUGAGACCACAAACACAAACUUUAACCCCCCUUAACAUAAUUCACCUGGAAUUGGUAUGAGGUCCAAUGCAGUGUAGCCAUGUCAGUCCCAGACUAUAAGAGACAAAGCAGGUGAGGUAAUAUUUUUUAUGAGACCAACUUCUGCUGAUGAGAGAGACAAGCUUUCGAACCACACAGAAAGCUUGUCUCUCUCACCAACAGAAGUUGGUCCAAUAAAAGAUUAUUCCCUCACCCACCUUGUCUCUAUAAGCUCCCAGGUAUUCAGAACAGUUUGUUAGUGUUUCAAAGCUAAAUUAUUACAGAAAUCCACAAAGUAUCCAACUUGAACAUUUAGAUAUACAAAAUUGUUACACGAAGAUAAUGUUUUUAUGUUAACAUGUAUUAGAAGACUCCUUUUAGUACCAAAAGGAUUCUUGGGCUAGCCUACCACUUUGUUAUUCACUGAGUAAUAGCCAAAAAAAAAAAAAAAAAAUAUUGAGACUGAACAUGACGUUUUUCAACAUUUAAUAGUAUGAAAAGGAAAGUAUUGGCCAGGUCUUUCAGUCCAUACUUAGGCAAAAUAACCCUUGAGAUCAAUACAGGCUUUGCCUGAGUAAAGUUACUGUGGGACAGGGCCUCCUAGUAUUUAUAUAUUUUAAUUGAUAUGGCAGUUUUGGUGUUUUCCAAGUCCACAGAUAUCAAGCAUGGUUAAUUUCUUUUUUAAUUUCAAAGUUUUUAUAUUAUUGAACAGGUAUUAGUGAUAGUGCUGUCCUUUGACGUUUUGGUGUCAUCUUCAUAGGAAAUAUCAGAAAGAUAUAUGGCCAAUAAUUUGGAUGCAUUCAUCACUGCUGAACUCUCUAGAUUCAAAAUCAC